Molecule: messenger RNA, 1549 nt
Organism: Raphanus sativus (radish)
Lineage: Eukaryota; Viridiplantae; Streptophyta; Magnoliopsida; Brassicales; Brassicaceae
Product: protein trichome birefringence-like 3
Exons: 5
Coding region: 50-1387 (445 amino acids)
Cellular component (GO): Golgi apparatus
Molecular function (GO): O-acetyltransferase activity
Source: RefSeq, a predicted model, not a curated record
UUUCCUAACCCGACACGUUUUCCACAGAAAAAUUAACGGAAUUGCCACUAUGAGCUUCUUGGUUCCUAGCAGAGGAGCCAAGAUUCCUCUCUCCAUCAUCGUUCUCGUUCUCUGUGGUUUUAUGUUCAUUGUUCUCUUAUACACCGAAAGAAUCAGCUUGAUGUCCUCUUCCACUUCGUCUUCUAAUGUCCUCAAGUUGAAGUCUUGUCCUAGGAAAGACAUUAGCUCGAAACCUAAGGAGAGAAUUCAAGAGGAGAAAGUUCGAGAAGAAAAAGUAGCAGAGGAGAAAAUAAGGGAGGAGAGAUCACAAAAUAUGGAUGUGGUGGACGACAGAUUCGAAUUCGAUCCAGAAGAGUGUAAUGUUGCAGCCGGGAAAUGGGUUUACAAUAGCUCAGCUGAGCCACUCUACACCGAUGAGUCAUGUCCAUACAUCGACCGUCAAUUCUCAUGUACGAAAAACGGAAGACCAGAAACUGAUUAUCUUCGAUGGGAAUGGCAGCCUGAUGAUUGUACUAUCCCACGAUUUAGCGCGAAGUUAGCAAUGAAUAAACUGAGAGGAAAAAGAUUACUCUUUGUCGGAGAUUCGUUACAACGAAGCCAAUGGGAAUCGUUCGUGUGUUUGGUUGAAUCAAUUAUACCCGAAGGAGAAAAAUCAAUGAAGCUUGACCAAAAAUACUUUGUAUUUAAAGCAAAGGAAUACAAUGCGAGUAUAGAGUUCUACUGGGCACCGUAUAUUGUGGAAUCGAACACGGAUUUGCCUGUGAUUUUGGAUUUGAAGAAAAGGAUAGUGAAAGUGGAUUCAGUGAAAGAUCGAUCCAAGCAUUGGGAAGGAGCUGACAUUCUAGUUUUCAACACUUAUGUUUGGUGGAUGAGUGGAAUCAGAAUGAAAGCUUUGUGGGGUUCGUUUGGAAAUGGGGAGAGAGGUGCGGAGGCUUUGGACACAGCAGUGGCUUACAGGCUAGGUCUCAAGACAUGGGCUAAUUGGGUUGACUCUACCGUUGACUCUAACAAGACCAAAGUCUUCUUCACCACCAUGUCUCCUACUCAUUCUAGGAGUGCGGAUUGGGGGAAGCCAAACGGGCCGAAGUGUUUCAACGAGACGGAGCCAGUAAAAGAUAAGAGCUUUUGGGGGACUGGCUCCAGCAAGGAGCUGAUGAAAGUGGUUUCAAGCGUCGUGAAGCACAUGGCCACGCACGUGACAGUCAUUAACAUUACGCAGCUCUCCGAGUACCGCAUCGACGCGCACACAUCCGUCUACACGGAGACAGGGGGCAAGAUGCUAACGGCUGAGGAGAGGGCUGAUCCUAUGCGUCACGCUGAUUGCAUACAUUGGUGCCUCCCUGGAUUGCCCGAUACGUGGAACCGUAUCCUAUUGGCUCAUUUGUAAAUAAGAAAAAAGCCAUAGGAAACUGAUGAUGAUGUGGUUGUAACGUGGUAAACGAGACGUGGAGAAAAUUCAAAAAAGGAAAAAUAAUUCAGAAAAAAAAAACAAAGAAAAAGAAAAGUCCAAUGGGUUAGUGCAAGUUAUCAGAUCAUUUUAUUGGUUGGA